This is a messenger RNA of Penicillium expansum, 1107 nucleotides long. RefSeq names its product alkene reductase. Bases 1 to 1107 code for a protein of 368 amino acids. The transcript has a single exon. The record is from RefSeq and is a predicted model, not a curated record. Lineage: Eukaryota; Fungi; Ascomycota; Eurotiomycetes; Eurotiales; Aspergillaceae. Gene Ontology annotation, molecular function: NADPH dehydrogenase activity; FMN binding.
AUGACGAAACUCUUCACCCCCCUCCGCGUCGGCCGCGUCGAGCUCUCCAACCGCCUCGCCAUGGCGCCAAUGACCCGCUUCCGCACCGACGACAACCACACCCCACUCCCCAUCGUGAAAGAAUACUACGCCCAGCGCGCCUCCGUACCAGGCACGCUCCUCAUCAGCGAAGCAACCAGCAUCGCCGCCCGCGCGGGCGGGUACCCCCACGCACCGGGCAUCUACAACGACGCGCAGAUCGCCGCGUGGAAGGAAGUGACCGACGCCGUGCACGCGAAAGGCAGCUACAUCUACCUGCAGCUGUGGGCUCUCGGGCGAGUCGCAAGCCGCGAGCUUCUGAAAGCAGAAGGCGGCUUCGAUCUCAUCUCGAGUAGCGCCACGGCCGUGAACGCAGACUCGCCUACGCCGCGCGCGUUGACCGAGUCUGAGAUCCAUGAAUGGAUCGCGGACUAUGCGCAGGCGGCGCGGAAUGCCAUUGCGGCGGGCUUUGAUGGUGUCGAGAUCCAUGCUGCCAAUGGGUAUCUGAUUGAUCAGUUUCUUCAGGAUACGUGCAAUAAGCGUGAGGAUGCGUGGGGUGGGAGUGUAGAGGGGCGGGCGAAGUUCGCGGUUGAGGUCUCGCGCGCUGUUGUUGAGGCUGUUGGGGCUGAUCGGACGGGUAUUCGGUUAAGUCCUUGGGGCGAGUUCCAGGUGACGAGGAUGGAGAAUCCGAAGCCGCAGUUUGGGUAUUUGGCGGCGGAGCUGGCGAAGUUGGGACUUGCGUACACGCAUUUGGUUGAGCCGACCACUGAGGGGAAUGCGACUGUUGAGGCGGGGGAUAAUUUGGAUUUCUUCCUAAAGGCUUACGGGAAGGCUUCGCCGGUCAUUGUUGCUGGUGGGUAUGAGGCUGAUUCGGCGGUUCAGGCUGUUGAUGAGAAGUAUGUGGAUUACGAUGCUAUUGUUGGCAUUGGACGUCCGUGGAUUUCGAACCCCGACUUGCCGUUCCGUAUUCAGAAGGGUAUUCCGUUUGCGCCUUAUGAUGUUAGCACUUUCUAUAUCCAGGACCCCAAGGGAUACACUGAUUAUGCAUUCAGUGCGGAGUUCCAGAACUCUAUUGAGGCUGCGGCAUGA